This is a messenger RNA of Mizuhopecten yessoensis (Yesso scallop), 2949 nucleotides long. RefSeq names its product kinesin-associated protein 3-like. The coding region runs from base 102 to 2606 and encodes 834 amino acids. The transcript has 18 exons. The record is from RefSeq and is a predicted model, not a curated record. Gene Ontology annotation, biological process: microtubule-based movement; cilium organization. Gene Ontology annotation, molecular function: kinesin binding. NCBI's taxonomy places the organism in Eukaryota, Metazoa, Mollusca, Bivalvia, Pectinida, Pectinidae. Gene Ontology annotation, cellular component: kinesin II complex; ciliary transition zone; axoneme.
GAGGCUAUAAAUAUUUUAGUUAUGGAAGAAUCGUCUAUAAACAAAUUCUGGAAUUGAUAACAACUUUAUGUUACAUCUAAUUACAAACACAGCCGAACAAAAUGCAGGCGGAAGAUGCACGUUAUCUAAAAAGGAAAGUUAAAGGCGGGACCAUCGACAUUCAUCCCACAGAGAAAGCUCUUGUUGUUAACUAUGAAUUGGAGGCAACCAUUCUGGGAGAGCUUGGAGAUCCAAUGCUGGGAGAACGAAAAGAAUGUCAGAAAAUUAUACGAGUAAAGAGCCUGAAUCCAAACAGUGACCUGUCAUCACUGGCCAAGGAGAUUAUUGACAAGUGUAAACUCAUCCACCCUAGUAAGCUACCUGAAGUGGAACAACUGCUGUACUACCUACAGAACCGCAAGGAAUCCGAACCUACUAAAGCUUCUGGAAAAACACAGCUGCAGGAAAAGCCAGAAGUUCCGACAUAUGAUGCAACGGAGAUAGAUGAGGUGGCAAAUAUCAAUGAUGUGGAUGAUUACAUGGAACUGCUGUAUGAGGAUGUUCCAGAAAAAAUCAGAGGCUCGGCUCUCAUCUUACAGUUAGCUAGAAAUCCAGAUAAUCUGGAGGAAUUAUUUCAGAAUGAAACUGUGGUUGGAGCCUUAGCGCGAGUGCUGAGAGAGGACUGGAAGAAAAACACAGAACUGGCCACAAAUAUUGUUUACACUUUCUUCUGCUUCUCAAGUUUUACACAAUUUCAUGGUGUCAUUCUCCAUUUCAAGAUUGGAGCACUGUGCAUGAAUGUUGUCGAGCAUGAGCUAAAGAAGUAUGAUAUGUGGAAUGAGGAAUUGCAGAGGAAGAGGAAAACUGCUGAGGGAGAAAAAGACAAGAAGACAAAGGAGGAUUUGGAAAAAAGUUUACAAAAAUAUGAUGGACUGGUGAAGAAACAAGAGCAGCUUCUUCGAGUGGCAUUUUAUCUCUUGCUGAAUCUGUCUGAGGAUCUAAAGGUGGAGAUGAAAAUGAGAAAUAAAAACGUUGUGAAGAUGCUGGUGAGGUCCAUGGAACGGGACAAUUUCGAACUCCUUAUCCUGGUGGUGUCCUUCCUUAAGAAACUCAGCAUCUUUAUAGAAAACAAACAAGAAAUGGCCACUAUGAACAUCAUGGAGAGGUUUGUGAAGAUUGUGCCGUGUGAACACGAAGAUCUACUCAACAUCACACUUCGACUGCUCCUCAAUCUCUCCUUUGACGCCGAUCUACGCAGUAAAAUGAUCAAGUUUGGUCUCCUUCCGAAGCUAGUAGGAUUACUGAAUAACGAGAAUCAUCGCCUGAUAGUCCUGUGUAUCCUGUAUCACGUCAGCAUGGACGACAAGUCCAAGUCUAUGUUUACCUACACAGAUUGUAUACCAAUGGUGAUGAAGAUGUUUCUUGAGAGUCCCGAGAACCCCGAUCUUGAAUUACUGGCUCUGUGUAUAAAUCUGGCGGCCAACAAACGUACAGCCCAGAUCAUCUGUGAAGGCAGUGGUCUGAAGAUGUUAAUGAAGAGGGCAUUCAAGUUCAAGGAUCCACUGCUAAUGAAAAUGAUACGGAAUAUAUCACAGCAUGAUGGACCAACCAAAAAUUUAUUUAUUGACUACAUUAGUGACCUUGCUGAGGCGACAUUGAAUUGUGAUGAUGAAGAGUUUGCACUGGAAGCCCUCGGAAUCCUUGGGAACUUGACCAUCCCUGACCUGGAUUACGAGUUAAUUCUGCGUGAAUAUAACCUAGUUCCAUGGAUCAAAGAGAGGCUCAUGCCAGGAUCAGCGGAGGAUGACAUCGUACUUCAAGUCAUUAUACUGGUUGGUACUGUAUGUAACGAUGAUGCCUGUGCAAAGAUGUUAGCAGAGUCUAACAUCAUACAGUGUCUUAUUGAACUUUUAAAUGCAAAACAAGAAGAUGAUGAGAUGGUGUGUCAGAUUGUCUAUGUGUUCUAUCAGAUGAUAUUCCACGAAUCGACGAGAGAAGUCAUCAUCAAGGACACUCAGGCCCCAGCCUACCUGAUUGACCUCAUGCAUGACAAAAAUGCAGAGAUUAGGAAAGUGUGUGACAACACUCUGGACAUCAUAGCUGAAUUUGAUGAGGAAUGGGCUAAGAAAAUCCAGUUGGAGAAGUUCCGCUGGCACAACUCCCAGUGGCUGGAGAUGGUGGAGACCAGACAGAUGGAGGACAUGGCUGAUCCAUACAUGUACCCUGAGGAUGAGUACGACCCCUACCUCCAGGAUGCUGACAUCCUUGACCGGCCAGACCUUUUCUACGGAGGUAACAAGGAUGCAUAUGACAAUGGAAUAAUGGAUGGUCACCUCACGCCGGAGUACAUUGAUGAGAAUGGAGUGUACGAUGGGAAGCCAUAUGGUUAUGGGUAUGGUGCUGAUGCAGACGAUGGAUAUGAACCCUAUGCCCGACCAGAGUCCCAUGUGGGCUUUGUGAUGGAAGGUAGUCAAGCAACAGAUGACUACGGAAACCUGCUGGACCCUUAUAGCCAGCCAAUGGUGGACCCGUAUAGCCAGCCAGUUGUGGAUGAGUAUGGCCGCUACAUCAACAAUGGUGCUCAGGAGGAAGAGGAUUACAACCAGUAUGGCUAUGGCAUGCGGUAGUUCACGCAUACAUAAAUGACAGUUCCACCCCAGCAACCAUGCCAGUCCAUGUCAAUCUAUUGACAUGAUUGUCAAACUACUCGCUCACUCUGCCAUGCCUUUACAGAAGGCUGGUCCUAUUCUCAACCUAACUUCAUUUACUAGUGCAAAGUUUCAUGAAAGCUAAAUCAGAAUAUUCACACACAUUUAGAUCACAGGCUGAUCACAAUUUGAACAUAAAUUUAUUCAUUAUUUUUUUAAAGAGGAGAUGGGAAAUAAAUAGUAGAAUUUGAUUCAACCUUUUUUUUUGUCACACUGAAGGACAUACAGAUGUAGGUAAAUGUUUUAAAUAGUGUUUUUUUAA